CCACUAUAUUCGGCCGCCGAGAGAUUGCUGAGGACGAGCAUUCAAUCUAUGUGCCCCCCCUGGUCACGCCUAGCGAGUUUUCUGCAUCGUCUGUCAGCGUGGAGAGCAGCGCCGCAAUCGCAUGUGCGGGAGCGGCACGAUACGUCGUGGGUCUAUCCGGUCUGUUUGGCUGAUGUCGACAGCACCGACACAAACACGCUGAUUCUGCAUCAGCCCAGCCGAAGCCCACCCACGGCAGAGCAGGCGCAACGGAGCCGAGAGGAGGAUGCGCGCCACCGGGAGGAGUACCGGCAGAUCGAACGGCAGAUAGACGACUCGCUAGCCAAUGAGCUCCUCGAUUGGGCCGAGGAGGAGGACAAGAAGAAUGCUGAGGAGGCCAAGAAGGACGAGUGCGCAUAAGUCUUCUUCCUGUCUGUGGCUGGUCAGCCACUCCCUCCUUGACAUAUUGUCUCGUGUCUCCCGGCGUUUGUCGAGUACAAGGGGGGCUUGUUCAUGUGUAUGUUCCCAUAUUUCAAGACGUCAACCGUUUUUGCAAUGAGGUCACGGGUGUGUGGAUGUGUGGAUGUCUGCACAGACUCAUGACUCGAAUCACAUUGAAAGCGCACAGGUGGUCACAUAUA
Vitrella brassicaformis is the source of this 620-nucleotide messenger RNA. The record is from the annotation of a GenBank genome assembly. Lineage: Eukaryota; Vitrellaceae.